This is a messenger RNA of Cottoperca gobio, 4644 nucleotides long. It is a transcript of the gene hnrnpub, whose product is annotated as heterogeneous nuclear ribonucleoprotein Ub. The record is from RefSeq and is a predicted model, not a curated record. Gene Ontology annotation, biological process: alternative mRNA splicing, via spliceosome; positive regulation of transcription by RNA polymerase II. The coding region runs from base 193 to 2667 and encodes 824 amino acids. Gene Ontology annotation, cellular component: ribonucleoprotein complex; nucleus. NCBI's taxonomy places the organism in Eukaryota, Metazoa, Chordata, Actinopteri, Perciformes, Bovichtidae. The transcript has 14 exons. Gene Ontology annotation, molecular function: protein binding; RNA binding; promoter-specific chromatin binding.
GUCAUCCGCCCAUCCGCCUCCCCCACAGCCAGGCUCAGCACAGCUCUUUAGCCGGUGAAAGCUUAGGUUGGACAGCACGGGUGCCAUUUGGCGCAGUAUUGAGCUUCAUCCUUCGACAAAGGGCGUCCAGUUAUUUAUUCAUUGUCGUAGUUGUGAAUUUUAUUUAAUAUAUUUUGCCUUCAAACGUUCACGAUGAGCUCAAUUAACGUCAAAAAGUUGAAAGUUAACGAGCUGAAGGACGAGCUGAAAAAGCGUGAUCUUUCGGACAAGGGACUGAAGGCCGAGCUGAUGGACCGCCUGCAGGCCGCGCUGGACGAGGAGGCCCUUGCCGGUGAUUCCCUAACGGACCAAGAAGCUGUGGCGGUCGAGGGUUCCGGCCAGGCCGCCGACCAGGAGGGCAUGGGAGAGGAAGAAGAGGGCGAGGGCCCGAUAGAAGAAAGCAUGGAGGCCAACGAGGAGGAGGAGGAGGAGGAAGAAGAAGAAGAAGAGCAGCAGCAGCAAGAACAAGAACAAGAGCCGGAAAAUGGGGGCGACGGCGAUGGCGUUGCCGAGGACGAAGAGAUGGGUGAAGGGGAAGAGGACGGAGACGAGGACGACGAGAUGGAUCCCAUGCUCAAGGGAGAUGUUGACGACAUGGAGAAAAUAGAUACAGAGGAUGGUGAGCCUGCGGAUCAGACUACUGAGGGGGAUGCGGACAAAGACACGAAUGCUGAUCAGAAGAAUAAGAAGGGUGUUAAGAGACGCCGGGAGGAACAUGGAAGGGGCUACUUUGAAUUUAUUGAAGAGAACAAAUACAGCUGGGCCUCAUUUAAGUCUCCUGUGCCACCACUGGAGGAAGAAGAUGAGGAGUUUGAUGACACAAAAGUCUGCCUGGAUACCUACAACUGCGACCUGCACUUUAAGGUGUCGCGGGACCGUUACAGCGCCUCAUCUCUCACAAUGGAGAGUUUUGCUUACCUCUGGUCCGGAGGCAAGGCCACCUACGGAUUGAACAAAGGCAAAGCCUGCUUUGAGAUGAAGAUUGCAGAAAAAAUUCCCGUGAAGCACAUUUCCAGCAAGAACAUGGAGAUUCAUGAUGUGCAGGUCGGCUGGUCUCUGUCUACUGGCACCCUCCUCCUUGGUGAGGAGGAACAUUCUUAUGCAUACUCUGGGAAAGCCAAGAAGACCACCAACUGUGUGACAGAGGACUUUGGAGAAACGUACGAGGAGAAUGAUGUCAUCUGCUGCCUUAUUGACUUUGAGGGGGAUGAGGUGGUGUUGUCCUUCGCCAAGAAUGGCGGGGAGCCGGCUGUUGCUUUCCAGGUCAACAAGGACACUCUGAGCGGCCAGGCCCUUUUCCCCCACGUCAUCUGCCACAAUUGUGCGGUGGAGUUCAACUUUGGCCAGAUGGAGACUCCGUACUUCCCUCUGCCCCAGGGUUACACCUUCCUGCAGCAGAUCCCUGUGGAAGACAGAGUUCGGGGGCUCAAGGGCCCACAGACCAAAGCCGACUGCGAGAUUAUAGUGAUGGUCGGCUUACCAGGCUCAGGGAAGACUACAUGGGUGAAGAACCAUGUCCAGGAGAACCCUGGGAAAUACUACAUCCUGGGGAGUGACACCAUUGUGGACAAGAUGAUGAUCAACAGCCUGAAACGCCAGUCAAAGGACAUUACAAAACUGAGUGCCAUUUCCCAGAGAGCACCCCUUUUCCUGGGGAAGUUUAUUGAGAUUGCUGCCCGAAAGAAGAGAAACUACAUCCUGGAUCAUACCAACCUGUCUGCCCCAGGCCAGAAGAGGAAAAUGUGCUUGUUUGCAGGCUUCCAGCGCAAGGCUGUGGUGGUCUGCCCAUCUGACGACGACUACAAGGAGAGAGUCCAGAAGAAGGUUGAGAGUGACGGCAAAGAAGUGCCCGAGCACGCCCUCUUUAAAAUGAAAGGCUUCUACUCUCUGCCUGAGGAGGGAGACAGCUUCAGCGACGUGGUCUAUGCUGAGCUGCAGAAGGAGGAGGCCGGCAAGCUGCUGGAACAGUACAAAGAAGAAAGCAAGACGGCUCUGCCAGCUGAAAAGAAACCCAACCAGGGAAGUACAACACCAAAAAGAGGAGGUGGCCUGCGCGGAGGAGGUCGGGGAGGCAAGAACCAGUUUGGCCGUGGAAGUGGACCCGGACAGAGAGGCGGUGGCCGUGGAGGCUUCCAGAACAGGGGCAACUUCAGAGGAGCUCCCGGCCCUCGUGGUGGCUUCAACCGUCCACCUCGCGGCUUCCUGCCUCCCCCAGCCUUCAGAGGAGGAUUCCAUAACCGUGGAAACUUCAACCGGGGUGGUGGCCCUAUUCCCAGCCUGGGGGGAUCCCCCAGGGGCGGACCAAUGAGGGGCAACAUGGGACCUAGAGGAGGACCCAUGAACAGAGGGGCCCCAAUGCAUAGGGGGAACAUGAGCAGAGGAGGUGGCGCCAACAUGCAUCGUGGAGGAUCCAGGGGACAUCACAACCAGUUUCAACAGAGAGGUGGUAAUCGCGGCAACUAUGGAAACUUUGGAAACAAGAAUGGAAACUUUGGUAAUAACAGGAACAGCGGCAACUUUGGCAACAGGAACGGCAUGGACAAGGCCCAAGCCUUCAACCAGAGCUGGCAGCAAGGGUUCUGGAACCAGAAGCCAUGGAGUCAGCAGUAUCAGCCUGGAUAUUACUAAGACACUUCUUGUAAUGGACUGGUGGCCCACACUGAGACCCACCACUAGCCACGGAACAUCCCUCCACCCCGCUUUUUGUUUUCCUAGAACCCACUUUUAAUAAUCUAAAAUCCACCAACUGACAAUGAAGACCAGUGUGAUAUGGAGCAACAGCAUUCCACAUCAGGGAGGAGAGCAGGCACCCUGAGUGUGAUUGAAGCUUUAUAUAUCUAGGAACACAUGUACAACAUGGGUUCAGUCUGAUUCCGUUAUCAGUUUAUUUCUUUUGUUGUACAUUUCAUCUUUUUCACCACUUUUAAAUGACGUGCUUUUAAAGAAAUCUCGUGUUUGUAAUAUCAGGAACCAGAAACAUUUUGCUAGCCCGGCAGAUGUUGAGAAGAUUUUUUUUCAGGGUUGUGCAUUUUAUCUGUGCUGUGAUUUUUGUUUUGCUUUUUUUAUUACAAAUUGUACAUAUUUGUUUUUUUUUUGCGUAGUUUGUAUGAGAAGUUGAAAAAAAACUAAUGAUUGAAAGGAACCUUGGCUUAUUAGCGAGAAGCAUGGUAGCUGAUUAUAUUGUUAGGCUGUACGUGUCAAUAGAGUCCACUGUCUAUCAGUUAAACUGAAGCAACAGAUUAAUUGUCUUGUUCCCAGUAUCAAACCUGUAACCUAAACUCCAUAGAUCUACAAUAAACAACUUGUUGGAUUUUUUACAUUCUUCCUGGCUUAUGACUUUUGAUUCAGUUCAAAGGUGUGUAAAAGACCUUUGAAUGGGCGACGUCCUAGUUUGCUACUUCAAACAGUAAGGACAUCAGCCCCACUACAAGGUUCCAGUUUCACCUCAUUAGUCAAGUAUUCCCUUCAAGUGUCUGUCUUUGAUAUGUUGUAGCUUUGAGAUUGCUUUGAGAAAGUAUUUUGGCCAUGCCAUUUUAAGGAUCCAAGUAAGCAUUUGUAAUACUUUUAGCCUUUUUUUUUUUUUUUAUUAUUCAUUUGUUUAAAAAAAAAAAAAAAGUAUUCAUUUAUAUGCUUAAAAAUUAGGUCACUGACUACCUUUGAUUCUCAGGAGGAAGUGUCGGUCUUAGGUUGUCAACGGUUCCUUUUAGUGCAGUAGACUUCUGAAAGACGAAAGCACUGAUCAGUCCAACAAAUUACAAACCAGAACCACAAUAGACUUUUUUCUUUCUUUUUUUUUAUGUUUUAUAUGACUCCUCACACCACUAUUUAAUUUUGGAAAUAGUUUCAGCACGACUGGUUGAAAGCAGGCAGGGUUACUAAUUUUCACCAGCAAACCCAAAGGGCUACACAGAUGAUGACCUUUACAGACAGGUGGGGGAAGCAGAGUAACUUUCUUUCAACUUAAAGACAUUAUUUUGAAGCACUCCAGUGUUCAUGUUGGCGACUGUGUGGCCUGGCAAUAAUGGCAGCUCCUCAUCCAACAGCUCAGUGUCCCAGCACAUUAUCCUGGCAGAGGACGCCCUGCUUGUGUUUCAACGUCAGCUAGACAACGGUUCAUCACAGUAUAUCAGAUAAAACCCAGUGGUGUGUUUGUAUUUUUUACCUUCCCAAGUUGCUCUUUAACAAACGUGUAAAUACUUCACUAUUUCAACCAUGCACGAAUGUUCAUUAAUUGGCUUGGAGUAAUAACUGUUUUGUGAUUAAGAAAGUGUUAGUUUGCCCGAGUACUGCUGUGGUGAAUUGUCAGCUAUAUUUAAAUGUGUGGAGAGUUUGUGCCCUCCUGUUUUACUGUACUUGAUACAUAAAUCUAGCAGAAUGCAAGCUUUGAGUUUACAGUAUAACCUAUAACAGACACUAUAUUUUUAUCGCUUUAUGUUGCAGGUUGUAUAUCAGGUCUUUUAUUAUUAAACCAACAAUGCAAAUGCUUUGAGACAUUUUUGAAAUGUGUUGUCUUUUCUAUCUUACAGUUUUUUGAUAUUUGUGUUAAAAUACUAAAUGUAUUUUUUUUGUCUCAACUCUAUUAAAGUUAAAGAAGCUGGUGUAUGA